This is a messenger RNA of Torulaspora globosa, 4035 nucleotides long. RefSeq names its product Ede1p (gene EDE1). Gene Ontology annotation, molecular function: protein binding; calcium ion binding. NCBI's taxonomy places the organism in Eukaryota, Fungi, Ascomycota, Saccharomycetes, Saccharomycetales, Saccharomycetaceae. Gene Ontology annotation, biological process: endosomal transport; endocytosis. The transcript has a single exon. The record is from RefSeq and is a predicted model, not a curated record. The coding region runs from base 1 to 4035 and encodes 1344 amino acids. Gene Ontology annotation, cellular component: cytoplasm; plasma membrane.
AUGAGCUCGUUAUCCUUUCAGACACCUCUUACACCAGAGGAAAAAAGGCUCUACGGGGAACAAUUCCGGAAAUUGGAUGAGGAAGAGCUAGGUAUAGUAACGGGUGAGGCCCUCAAACCCCUAUUUGCUGGUUCUGGGUUAUCAGGUCAGAAACUGUCACAAGUUUGGUCUCUUGUUGAUGAGAAUAACAACGGAUUUUUAAACCUUGAGGAAUAUAGUGCUGCUUUGAGAGCAAUCGGACAUUUACAGCAGUAUCCAAACUUACCGGUUACGGGUGAUCUGUAUGCACAUCCUCCCGCUAAGCUGGCGGUUUUAGAUGGAGCUCAAGCUGGCGUCCAGAGCGGAAAUCAGCAGCCAUCCACAUCAAUUCCAAUAUUGGCACCUCAGGAUGUAUCAAAGUAUUCUCAGCUGUUUGAAAGAGCUGCCAACGGCGCCGUCAGCUUGCCAGGUGAUAAAGCAAAGGAGAUCUUUUUGAAAGCCAGAUUACCCACUCAAACCUUGGGCGAAAUCUGGGGCCUUUGUGAUAGGAACGCUUCUGGUUCUCUGGAUAAGGCGGAGUUCGUGAUGGCGAUGCACUUGAUACAGCUUUGUAUGUCCAACAAUCCUUCUGUCAAUCCUAUGCCGCAUACGUUACCUAGUCAACUGUGGAACACAAUCGGUGCCAGUGUUGCUGCAACAGUGAGUCCGUUGAGUGCUAAUUCUACUGGUAGAUCGUCUUUGGGAAGGCGAAGCACUAUAUCUCGCCUUUCAUCGGGAGUCUUCAACAGUGCUUCCACUGACUGGUCACUGACUUUUGAGAAAAAGCAGCAGUUUGAUGCAAUUUUCGACUCUUUAGAUAAAUCGCAUAAGGGCUCGCUAGACUCUCAGGCCCUCGUUCCGUUUUUUCUCUCUUCGAGGCUGAAUCAAGACACGCUUGCUAGCAUUUGGGAUUUGGCUGAUAUUCACAACAAUGCGGAAUUUACCAAAGUGGAAUUUGCCAUUGCCAUGUUCUUAAUCCAGAAGAGAAAUGCUGGAGUCGAACUGCCAGAUGUGAUUCCUGAUCAACUGUUGCAAUCUCCAGCCUUGGGCUUAUAUCAGCAACAGCAGCCGGCUCAUCAGCUUCACCAACAGGUUCCUCAGCAGCAACCUAACAUUGCAAUUCCAUCGAGAAACACGAAACCUUCAUUUCAGGAAGCACCUCAGCCGCAAAUCACGCAAAAUUCUAACAACGGAUCUUUGAGCGAAUUGCUGGCAUUAAACAGUUCUUUCGCUUCGCCUUCGUCACAAACUCCAGUUCGUCGCAACUCAAGCAACUUUGGGCGCGAAGCUCCAAGUACAGGUGCAGCUGCGGCGCAUCAAACUAGAAGUGUGCCGGGGAAAGCGGACUGGAAUCCCAAUGUAAUAAGGGAAGACGAUGAGGACGCACCGCAAUCUCAGAAUCUACAGCAGCAACCCCAGCAGCUACAACAGCAACCCCAGCAGCUACAACAGCAACCCCAGCAGCUACAACAGCAACCCCAGCAGCUACAACAGCAACCCCAGCAGCUACAACAGCAACCCCAGCAGCUACAACAGCAACCACAGCAGCCACAACAGCAGCCCCAGCAGCAGCAGUAUCAACAAAGUACUCAAGUUCAACAAGCUCAGUAUCAGAAUGUGCCUCAGCCUGUCUCAAAGAGCGCGCCUCCUGCUGUUGUCCCCCGCGCUUCGUGGUCCAACCUGCCUAAGGUGCCUGACUUUAGCUCAUUUGCGCUGCCCGGAGCUAUUGCAGGUGCAGCGGGUGCAGCAGGUGCGCUCAUGGCGGGUGCUGCCGCUGCUUCAGGACAUAGAAAUAAUGAUCUGUAUGCUGAUGCUGAAGCAUCAUCUCAGCUUUCCUCAGCCACAACAGAGAUGGCAAACUUGUCCAAUCAAGUGAACUCCUUAUCGAAGCAAGCCAGUUUGACUAACGAAAGGAAGGCUAGGGCAGAGAAGGAGCUUAAGCGUGUCAACGAGAUGAAAAGUGCCAUUCAAGGCAAGCUGUCCACUUUACGCUCGACUCAUGAACAAAAUGUGAAGCAAACGGAACAACUGGAGGCAGACCUUGCUACAAUCAACAGAGAGAACGAAACUUUGAACCAACAAUUGGCCGUGGUAGAAGGCAACUACCACGCUACGGAAACGAAGCUGAGAGAUUUAUCGGAAGAAUUCCAGCAGGCUCAAGAUAAGAACUCCCAGCUUAAGGAACAAAUAUCGAGCUUAAACGCAAUGUCUGCCACUUUGCAGUCCCAACUAGCCGAAAAGCAACAGCAUGUGAAGCAGGAAAGAUCUUUAAUCGAUGUCAAUGGCAAGCAAUUGGAGGUCAACCAAAUGACUGUUGCCAAUUUCCAAAGCGAGAUACAAGGCUUAGACGAGAAACUAACCAUAUAUCUGACAAAGCGCAAGGAGCUAGAUGAUUAUCAGAAAACUGUGGAAGAUCAACAUGCCCAAUUGCAAAGCAAAUACCAGGAGCUUGAGGCUGGUAACUCAGAGUUGAAAGCUCGAGAACAGGAGCUGGCCCAGCGAACCGAGCAGGUUGAGGAGCAAGAAAAGUUAUAUGAGCAACAUGUCGAGCGUUUGCAAAGGAUGUUCGAAGAUCUCUCGAAGAGAAAGGAAUCCCUUGACAGAGCUGAAGAAGAUCUAGAAAAGCAACACUUCGAAUAUGCUAGUAAGGUGCAAGAGCUAUCUGACAGACAGAUGAAAUUAGCGAUGGGCGAGUUGCCUAGUGACAGUGGGCAAAUUGUUUCCAGAAGCGCAGUGGUUCCGAAUACGAAGCACGACGCAGAUAUCUCGAAGUUCGUGGAAGAUAGUGUGGCCAACUCUAAAUUGAGUAAUCCAGGCAAUGAAGAUGAAGACAGAGCUGAAAGCGAAGUUUUUGAUAAAGACGUUCCCACAACCGGUUCGCAAACUGAAGCAGAUGAAGAAUUAGAGGCUAGGGCACCUGUGAGUCAUGCAGAGACGGCGGUCACCUUAGCUGACGGUUUCGAAAGCGAUUUGAACGAGUACGGAAUUCCAAGAACACAGUCUUUAACUUCGUCGGUUGCUAACAACCCUCCACAUUCAGUCAUGGACGAUGCAGAGUUGCCGCAAAAAUUGGACGAAACCAGUGGAGCCAAUGUCGAGGACAAGGACCUCACAGUUGCAGCUGCUCAGAUACCGGGCCAUUGGGAAGAAGCUACUGUCUCAACAGCAGGCACUACGAAACAUGAAAUCAUUCCGAAGAAUCCCUCAGAGAAGCCUCUCGACAAACCGGUUGGUGCCUCUGAUCAGCUGUCUGAUAAAAAUAUUGGAUCAGUACCAGAGGAAGUUUUACCAAUAGAGAACUUGAAAUUGAAUGAAGAGGAAGCUUCAUCUUCCAACGAUGAGUUUGAAGAUACGAGGGAGGAUUUGAACCCUCAUGCAGGACAGAGCGUUAGAGACUCUCCUGUUAUGCUAGGGGGACAAGCAGCAAGUUACCAAGUACCUUCAGAAACCCCAGCUACUGUUGCAACCUUAUCGACAAGCACAGCCGAUGCCGCAGCCUCUCCCGCCAGAGAUGCUUUUGACGAUGCUUUCACGGGCCUUCAGCAGGCUGCUGAUGAGGAAGCACAUGCUGUAGGAGACGAGCAGCAAAUCACUGAAUCGAUCGAAGAGUUUGAAAAGAUUGAACACAAAGACCUAGAUGAGGAGCUUCAACAGAACGCGUUCACGGGUACUCUAACAAGUGAAGCUACCGUUCGUGCUAAGGAUACCAACAAUGGCUCCGAUAACACCAGCAAUGAUGAGUGGGACGAGAUCUUCGCCGGUUUCGGAAACGGCGACGCAUCUGCAGGCAGCAAAGGCAUCGCAAAGGACACCCAGCAACAGCAUCCGAUUCCAAUCAAGCCAAAUGAAGGCUACUCCAGCUCGCCGGUGAACAGGAAACUGGCUACCACGCCUAGGUCGCUGGCUGUCGAGGAAUUGAGUGGAAUGGGCUUCACUGAGCAAGAGGCGACAAGCGCCUUGGAGCAAUGCAAUUGGGACUUGGAGGCCGCCACAAACUUCCUUCUAGACAAUGCUUAG